CUCACCCACUAUAUCAACUCUAUAUGCAUGUUUGGCACUACGGACAAUUACAAUACUGAGGCUUUUGAGCGCCUCUAUAUUAAUUUUGCCAAAAACGCCUGGAGGACUACUAAUAAAAGGGAUGAGUAUCCACAAAUGACUUCCUGGCUGGAUAGGUAUGAGAAGGUGUCAUCUUUCCAGCUAUACUUA
Messenger RNA from Suillus clintonianus, 189 nucleotides. RefSeq lists its product as uncharacterized. The annotation marks the transcript as partial. Lineage: Eukaryota; Fungi; Basidiomycota; Agaricomycetes; Boletales; Suillaceae. The transcript has a single exon. The record is from RefSeq and is a predicted model, not a curated record.